GGAAAAAAAUGUGAAGGGGAUUUUGAAUAGGGCCAAUCAUUAAUCGUUUAAAUACGAUUAUUCAAUAAGAACAAUACAAGAGAGUUGUGUGCAGGGAGCCCUGGUUUCUUGGUGGAUGGAAAAUAUGGAAAAUAUGGAGGGCAGCAGCAGUAGCAGUAGCUCAUGCGCAUCGGAAGAGGAUUUGACAGUGGUAGUUAAAUGGAGUGGCAGAGAAUACAGAGUGCAGGUGAGCCGGGACGAGAGCGUCUCGGAGCUAAAGAGGCGCAUAUGCGAACUCACUACUGUCCUCCCCAAGCGCCAGAAGCUUCUUUCCCCUCACAAAUUCACCGAUGUCACUCUCCUCUCUUCCCUACCUAUCAAAUCCUCCCUUAAAAUCACCAUGAUGGGCACUGUGGAGGAUGAAAUUAUUGUGGAUCCAGUGGACAGCCCAGAGAUAAUUGAUGACUUUGAGUUGGGACAAGAUGAUGCUGCUGAAAUAAAGGACAAAGAAGUAAACAAGCAGAAAUUGAGACGCCGCAUAGAGCAAUACAAGAUCAAACUACUUAAUCCAUGUCGUGAAGGCAAGAAACUACUUGUGUUGGAUAUUGACUACACAUUAUUUGAUCAUCGGUCUACAGCUGAAAAUCCAAUGGAGUUGAUGCGUCCUUAUCUCCAUGAAUUUUUGACAACUGCCUAUGCGGAAUAUGAUAUAAUCAUAUGGUCUGCAACCAGCAUGAAGUGGGUUGAGGUUAAGAUGGAGCAGCUUAGGGUACUCAAUAACCCCAAUUACAAAAUUACAGCACUUCUCGAUCAUCUAGCAAUGAUUACCGUGCAAUCUGAUUCACAUGGUGUCUUCGAUUGCAAGCCUCUUGGACUAAUUUGGGCAUUGUUUCCCAAGUACUACAAUCACCAAAACACUAUCAUGUUUGAUGACCUUAAGAGGAACUUCGUCAUGAAUCCACAGAAUGGGCUUGCAAUAAGACCUUUUCGUAAAGCUCAUUUGAAUCGAAGUACUGAUCAAGAAUUGGUUAAACUCACACGGUAUUUACUGGCUAUAGCAGAAUUGGAUGAUCUGAACCAACUUGAUCAUAAAAAAUGGGAGUCAUUCAUCGAACAAGUGAAAAGACCAAGGCAUGCAUAAGCAAUUUGGUAUAUCAACUACAAAUUGAGGAAAUGAUCUAUUAAUGCUUAUUAGUGAUAAUUUCAUUGACAAUAUCUGUUGAAAUAUAAAUUUGUUAUUAUCACUUUAUAUGUCAUUACUUCCAAAUAUAAAUUUGUUAUUGACACCUUAAAUGGUAUCACAUUACAAUUCAUUAUCUCUUUUGGAUGAGCUGAGUUACUUAGUGGCAUCAAGGAUAUAUAGGAGGGCUGAUACUGCAGGUUGAUUGUCUUUACUAAAUAUCCCCUGGAGCUACCAGGAAUCAAGAAGUUUGUCAAGACAAUAAAAAUAUAAGUGAGAAAAUUAAAUUGUUUGCACAA
This is a messenger RNA of Cryptomeria japonica (Japanese cedar), 1458 nucleotides long. RefSeq names its product ubiquitin-like domain-containing CTD phosphatase. The transcript has 6 exons. The coding region runs from base 116 to 1120 and encodes 334 amino acids. Gene Ontology annotation, molecular function: protein binding; phosphoprotein phosphatase activity. Gene Ontology annotation, cellular component: nucleus. The record is from RefSeq and is a predicted model, not a curated record. Lineage: Eukaryota; Viridiplantae; Streptophyta; Pinopsida; Cupressales; Cupressaceae.